Messenger RNA from Racocetra persica, 1761 nucleotides. Lineage: Eukaryota; Fungi; Glomeromycota; Glomeromycetes; Diversisporales; Gigasporaceae. The record is from the annotation of a GenBank genome assembly.
AUGAGAAGAUCGUUUAGUGAUAUGUUUAUAAGAGAUACUAUUAAUUGGGUAAAUCGGUUAUCCCUUCUGAGCUCUCUGGUUUUAGAACCUAAAAAGGGUAUACAAAUACUAGCUCCCACACAAGGUGAUAGCUUUGUAAGUGAAUAUAUUAAAAUAAUAAAGCUAUAUGCUAUUGCUAUUGGCAAGGAUUUAGAUGAUAUAGAUGUUAAAGUAAAAUUUUUUUGUGGAUUAUCAUCUGACAAUGAAAAGCAUGUGAAUGAGUUUGGUGUUAAAAAACCUUUAACUGAAAUAUUUGAAUACCUAGUUAAGUCUUCUACCGAUCCGAAAUAUAUUAUAAAUUUACCAGAACUAUUAAAGUGGAUUCUAUAUUUCUUAGCGGUAGAUAAGUCACUUUAUCCCGCUCUUUUUGUUUGCCGAUUGUGGUAUAAAUGUGCUGUUCCUAGCUUAUGGAAAUACAUUGAACUAAAGGAGAAUGAUCUGAAAUAUGGUCAUUAUUUCCCAGAUGAUUAUACUUAUCAUGAGAGAGAUCGUACUCGAUGGAAAAGAUUUAUAAAAAUAAUGAAUGAAAAGUGUAAGCCAGCUUGUGUCUUGAAUGUAACUCAUCUAGAAAUUACUUAUUACCAUUCACUAUCGGAUAACAAAAUAAAAGGUAUUGUAGAUAUCUUUCCAAAUAUAAUUCAUUUAGAUUUUAAAGAUAGUAUAGGUUUUAGUGAUAAAGCAUUAUCUAUAAUAGCAGAAGCAUAUCCUAAUUUGAAAUAUCUCAAUCUGUGGGAUGCUCAAGCAAUAUCCGAUAAAGGCUUAUGUGCAAUUGUACGAUCAUGUAAAUUAGAACAUCUAAAUAUUUCAUAUUGCAGAAAUAUUACUGAUAAAUCUUUGUUUGAAAUCGCAGAAAAUUGUCAUGAUUUGCAAGAGUUCCAUUUUGCUGAAGCAUAUUGGAUCACAGAUAAAUCUAUAUGUUGCAUCAUAAACUCGUACCCAAAUUUACGAAAUCUUGAUAUUGCAUUUAGCAAGAGGAAAAUCAAAAAUACUAGUAUGUUAAUACAGAGAUGUCUUAGUAUAGAGUUUCUUGUCUUUAGUAGUGUCAUGGCUUUUCGUAAUGAUGCAUUAAUUGUAGCAAUCAUCAGGGCAUCUCCAAAUUUAAGACAUCUAGACAUUGGUAGUAAUAAUAUUGGCGAUGAGGUUACUGAAGCGCUGGCCCAUACAUGUCAUAAAUUAGAAUAUCUCGAUCUAAGUUGCUGUUCAUUUGUUAGCGAACCAUCAAUUUGUAAUGUUAUUCGUUCCUGCCCGAAACUCCAGCAUCUUAACCUCAGCUUUUGUGAAAUUUCUAAUGUAACUAUCAAAGAAAUUGCUCGUUCAUGUCUCAGUUUAAAAUUUCUAGAUUUUGAAAACUGCAAAAAUGUUAGCAAAAAAACUAUGGGUCAGCUAAAUCCAAAUAUUCAUAUAGAAAAUUUUGAUAAAGAUUACUACUGUUCCGAUUCAGAGUCUUCUAGCUCUGAAACCGAAUCAAAGUCCAAAUCAUCUAGUUCUGAGUCAGAGGAUGAAAUUACCUAUUAUAAUAAUCUUUCUUCUCUGAUGAUUAUGGACUCACCCGAUAGCCCGAAUGAUUUUAUUAGCACAUUUAGUGAUUUUCUUAGACAGAAUGGUGGUGCUAAUAAUAAUUUUAUUUCUGCAUUUCUCAAUCAGGAAUUAGCACAAUGCUCUUUGGCCGAGCAAUGGUACUCUACCGAUCUAACUAAUCCAACACUUUGGAGUGGUGAAUAG